AUGCUGGGGAACAGAGUUGUGCUGCUGCUGCUGCUACUGCUGCCCUGGACAGCUCAGGCCCGGGCUGUGUCAGAGGAUAGCAGCCCUGCUUGGGCUCGGGGCCAACAGCUCUCACAGCAACUCUGCAUGCUAGCCUGGAGUGCACACCUACCAAUGGGACAUGUGGAUCUACCAAGAGAAGAAGGAGGUGAUGAGACUACAGAUGAUGUCCCCCGUAUCCAGUGUGAGGAUGGCUGUGAUCCACAAGGACUCAGGGACAACAGUCAGUCCUGCUUGCAAAGGAUUCAUCGAGGCCUGGUUUUUUACGAGAAGCUUCUGGGCUCAGAUAUUUUCACAGGGGAGCCUUCUCUAUUCCCAGAUGGCCCUGUGGACCAGCUUCACGCCUCCAUACUGGGCCUCAGGGAACUCUUGCAGCCCAAGGGUCACCACUGGGAAGCUGAGCAGACUCCAAGCCCUAUUCCCAGCCAGCCAUGGCAGCGCCUCCUUCUCCGUCUCAAGAUCCUUCGAAGCCUCCAGGCCUUUGUGGCUGUAGCUGCCCGGGUCUUUGCCCACGGAGCAGCAACUCUGAGCCCCUAA
Molecule: messenger RNA, 576 nt
Organism: Budorcas taxicolor (takin)
Lineage: Eukaryota; Metazoa; Chordata; Mammalia; Artiodactyla; Bovidae
Gene: IL23A
Product: interleukin 23 subunit alpha
Exons: 4
Coding region: 1-576 (191 amino acids)
Biological process (GO): positive regulation of T-helper 17 cell lineage commitment; immune response; positive regulation of T cell proliferation
Cellular component (GO): extracellular region; interleukin-23 complex
Molecular function (GO): cytokine activity
Source: RefSeq, a predicted model, not a curated record